Molecule: messenger RNA, 922 nt
Organism: Musca vetustissima
Lineage: Eukaryota; Metazoa; Arthropoda; Insecta; Diptera; Muscidae
Product: UDP-glycosyltransferase UGT5-like
Exons: 1
Molecular function (GO): UDP-glycosyltransferase activity
Source: RefSeq, a predicted model, not a curated record
UUUCGUUCCAGCUACAACUUCCCUGCCGAUCGUUAUCCCCCCUUAGAGGAGGUCUACAAAAAUGUCUCCUUGGUCUUGACCAAUCAUCAUUUCAGCCAGGGUCCCAUACGCCCCAAUGUCCCAGCCCUCAUUGAAAUCGGUGGUAUACAAAUCAAGGAGAAACCCGACCCUCUACCUAAGGAAAUUUCCGAUAUUAUGGAUUCCGCUGAAAAUGGUGUCAUCUACUUCAGUUUGGGUACAAAUGUCCAAGGAUCGAAUUUAUCACCCGACAAGGCUAAAAUGAUUUUCAAUGUCCUCUCCAAAUUGCCCUACACUGUGCUGAUGAAAUGGGGCGAUAAAGACUUCCCAGGCCAAGCAAAAAAUAUCAUUUACAAAUCAUGGUUGCCACAAGAUGACAUCCUCGCUCAUCCCAAGGUGAAAUUGUUCAUCACCCAUGGUGGUCAGGGUAGUGUGGUCGAAUCACAAUAUCAUGGUGUACCCAUGGUGGGUAUUCCCUUCUUCGGCGAUCAACAUUCAAAUAUGGCCAAUGUACGCAGUUCGGGUUUCGGUUUAAGUUUGCAAUAUGCCUCGUUGACCGAGGAGGAUCUCAGAUCUACGGUUUUGGAAGUUUUGAACAACCCCAAAUAUCGUGAAAAUGUUCAGAAAUUCUCACAAUUAUAUCGUGAUAGGCCAAUGACUCCCCGGCAAUUGGUACGCUAUUGGGUCGAUUAUGUUAUAAGGCAUAAUGGUGCGAAACAUAUGCAAUCGCCUGCAGUGCAUAUGACCUGGUGGCAAUUGCAGUCUUUGGAUGUUAUUGGCUUUCUGUUGGCUAUUGUCUUCGGCGUGGUGGGUGUAUUUGUGGCCCUUUGUAAAUUCUUGUGCUGCAAGGGAAAGAAGAAGAAGGCCGUUAAUUUGAAGAAGAAAAAUAAGUAGAUAAUAUUUU